Molecule: messenger RNA, 912 nt
Organism: Synchytrium microbalum
Lineage: Eukaryota; Fungi; Chytridiomycota; Chytridiomycetes; Synchytriales; Synchytriaceae
Exons: 7
Coding region: 1-912 (303 amino acids)
Biological process (GO): tRNA processing
Cellular component (GO): nucleolar ribonuclease P complex
Molecular function (GO): RNA binding
Source: RefSeq, a predicted model, not a curated record
AUGUUUUUUGAUCUUGACAUCCCAGCGCCAUCAGCUGGCAAGUCUGAAGGGCAGCCAUCGCAAGCUGUCUUCCUGAAUACAGCAGAAACUUGCAAGAGAUUAGGAUACCAUGGAGUCGCUUACAGCACUACAUUGCCUCUCAAAACAGCUCUCACCAAACCAUGCGACAUCAAGCUCCCAAACCUGUCAUCAGACGAUACAAACUCACUUGCAAAUCUAUCAUCGCAUACCAAACCCGUCACGAAUACAACAUUUCACCAAUUGACUCGUUUGACCGUCGUAGCUGAAGAAUCAGCUAUGAAUGUUCAGUUGACAGCCAACAACCAAAACCUGUUAACGUACGAUAUCGUGGCAGUCAUCCCAACAUCAGAAAAAAUGCUUCAGCAAGCAUGCCAAUCCUACGAUGUAGACAUUAUCUGCUUGGAAAUGUCGACGCGUAUAUCACAUUAUUUACGACCGUCUACUUUGAAUAUCGCUAUACAACGUGGGAUUUAUUUUGAGAUUAGUUAUGCCGCUGCUAUUCGAGAUACAACGGCAAGGAGGAAUCUAUUAGGAAAUGCUGCAAAUCUAGUACGAGCAACACGUGGUAAAAACAUUCUGGUGUCUAGUAGUGCUGCGGCUGCAAUGGAAUUACGUGGGCCCUACGAUGUCAUGAAUUUGUGUAAUCUAUUUGGACUGGAUCAUGCUGCUGGAAAACGAGCUAUCAGUGCUCACUGUCGUGCAGUCAUAUUUCAUGCUGCUACACGAAGACUGACAUAUCGUGGUGUCGCUGCUAUGGAGCCCUUGUCUGCUUUAGCGAAAAGCGACGCAUGGAUGGUUGGUGGCAAAGACAACUUUAUGGAUGUCAGCGACGCACCACAAAGAGGAGAAGAUGGCGACGACGAUGAUGAAGAUGACACUAUGGAAUCGUAA